GGAACUGGAGCUGCAGACGACUCUGUGGGAGGAGAGAGAGGAGAAGGUGGCGGAACAGCGGAGGCUACGGGAGCAGCAGGAGCAGAAGCAGAAGUCCCAGGCCAAGAAGGAAGCUGUGGUGAACUGGUGGAGAACCCUUAAGGUGGAGGGGAGUAGGACCAAGGCCAAGCCGGAAGACACCCUGACCCAGCCCAGCCAGGUCCUCACUGAGACAGAGUCCAAGCUUCAACAGGCAGAGCACACCAUCACAAAGAUUAGGGAACAGGUAUGCCACCUUGAGGCGGCUCUGAGAACUGCCCAGGAGGGCGUAGCUGAGCACAAAAACAUUCAGGACAGGGUGGGAGUUCUUCACAAGGACAAGGAGACCAACACGGUGAGAGAGGGACCUGGCUGGACUGGGGAGGAGGCAUCAAAGGAGCGUAAGGACGUGGCUGUGGCUACAGACCCUGUGGAGGACCCAGGUAGAUCAGAGAAGGUAGCAGGCCAGUUUGUGACCUCAGAGGGUCUGCUGGUAACCCUCAGGAGGAUGGAGGCCAUGGUCAGCAGUGCCCUGGAGGCAGCUGAGCUGGUUAGGGAGAGUCAGCAAAGGGUCAGCCAGGUCAAGGAGAGGAUGGAGAGCAUCACUCAGAAGAUGGAGGAAGCUCUGACCAGAGCAGCGGACACAGAGGGUCAGCUCAUUUCCCUGGAGGCCAGGGUCACAGCCAAACCUCAGUUGCCAGGUCCUGUAGGGCAGACAGCCCAGCCUGAUGUUGAAGCUAUAGGCAGAGACAGAUCCAGGAACCCCUCUCCACCAGAGCCUGUGACGGAAAGCUACAGCAAGUCUCGAUGGCCCCUUAUAAGCGGUGCCAUUUAUUCACGAACUGGAGGAGGCAGCAACAGUGGCAGCAAGAGCUGUGAUGAUUCAGAGCCACCCUGGACUGAGGACAACAAACCAAGCCAAGUCCAAUGUACUGACUUUGUCCCAGACCAAAAGCACAACAGUACCAGCAGUGAUGGUCCUGCACCUGCAGUUUUAGGUUUCAUCCCAGUGUCAGAGACACAAACGCCCCCAGUGUCUCCAUCACAAGUCUUCCUCCAGGACGAGUGUGCACCUCCUCUUACUGUCCCACCGGAAACACCCCCUCAGUCUGCCUGUGUCAGUCACGCUGCCGCUCACACUGAGGAGAAUGUAGCAGGUCUCAGAUCGGAGGAUCCCAGUUGCCGUGACUACUGUCAGUCAGAGGCCCGCGACUGUGGGAGUGGCCAAGCAUUGCCGCCUGGAGACUGUGGGAGAAGUCAGCCAUCAAACCCAGGAGACAGUGCUGGUAGUAAAGCCUCUGAACCAGAAGAUCGUGGGAGGAGCAACGCAUUACAACCAACAGAUAUUGGGUGUGAUCUUGAGCAUUGUGGGAGUUUCCAUUCUCGAGAUCUACCGACUGUUUUAAUAACAGGCUCAGAUAAGGAAGGAGGGGGCCACGAGUUGUACUGCUUUCCCUGGGUUCAGACUGAACAGCAGUUAGAGGAAUCCCCUACCCAACCCACUCCAGCUGAGAGCCCCUUUUUCUUCCCACUGACACGACCCCGAGCCCCACAGCCCCCCGUAAUGCCCGUCCUCCCUGAAGAAGAGGAGGAUUCCCCUGAGGAGCUCGACAGUUCCUCCAGCUCACCCAGCACAUAUACACCAGCUGAAAGUAGAGCAGUUACCGUGGAGAUGCCUGCUCCCACCAUUGUCUUCCCAAAGCAAGCGACCGUGACCGUGGUCCAAGCAGACGGUCGCCCUCUGGAACAGACCAGACCACACAGUCCCAGACCUCGCUUGUCCCGAAACGCCCUGGGAGGACCCAUCACUACUGUCGACAGUACAGGCAAUGUGAUAGACCUGGUGAAAGACCAUCUGCCUGAGCUGCAGCUCUCGGAGGAGGACCGUCAGAAGAACCUGGUGCUGCUGCAGGAGGCCAAGAAAGUCAGCGACCGCUUCCUGAGCCGCAGGGGCCGAAAGUCCACCUGCAGCCUCUCUGAAUCCCCCACAGGUCUUUCUCCUAACCACACACCAUCCUCCUCACCUGUACCGUCCAGAAGCAGCUCUCUAAUCACAGCCCCUCAAAUAGCUGUAGCCACAGAGGUGAACUAUGCCCCCUCGUCGCCUGUCAGCCUGCGAUUGGAGGUUCUGUCUGCGAGGGAGCAGGCUGAUACCAGUACACCGGAGCAUGAGAGCACCAGGAGGUUGGUGGACUGGAAGCCUAAUGAGAAGCGUAAGGUGUCCUCAGGCACCCUGGCUCCACGCUACUCUGUUCCCCCACCCCCCAGGGAGCCCAGUGGGGGCCAGAAGGAGAACUUUGACCCCCGGGUAACAGCUAAGAAUUGCCCAGCACCAGUACUAGUCAAUAAGCCAGAAGAGGGUCUGGCCCGAGCCCCCAACCAGGCCCCUGCCACUGGGGUGGCCAAGCCUGUCCCUCGGCCCCCCACUCAGCAGGCCCCCUGCACGGCAGAGAUCAAGACCAUCGGGGCCUUUCCUCCCCUAAUGAGAGCUGUGUCCUGGGACACUGUUGGAACUCUCAACGCCAGAAAUGGGGCACCAAGUCUCCCCUCUACAAACGAGGAAACCUUCUCCUUUCAAGACAAGACCCGGGAUGCCCUGCUCAAGUCCUCUGGGUACAAGGACUUCCCUGUACAGCCUGUCAACGUGCAGAAGCUGUCCAAAAUAAGAGAGGAGCACAAGCUGAUGCGGAACCAAAGCAUUGUGGGGUCAAAGUUGGCAGACUUGAGUGAAACAGCUGAACAGGAAAGAGGUCCCUCUCUUCUGCCCCCUGCAGGGUCUCCUACUGAUGAGGAUGCUAAAGAGAAGUCAGAUGCCAUGCCCAACAUCUCAGACAUCAUGCUGAGGAAACUCAAACUGCACAGAGGGCUACCAGGCUGUGCACCUCCACUCACGGAAAAAGAAGUUGAGAACGCGUUUGUUCAACUGUCGCUGGCGUUCCGGAACGACAACUACACUCUGGAGACACGGCUCAAACAGGCGGAGCGGGAGCGGACCCUGACCGAGGAGAACACGGAGAAGGAACUGGAAGAAUUCAAAGGCUCUCUGAAGUGCACGGCACCACAGUGGAGUAACAUGGAGCAGCGCGAGUCCUACCAGUGCCUCAUAGAGACAGUAGCAGUACUGCACCGUUUGGCCAACAGGCUCUCCAGCAGAGCUGAGAUGGUUGGAGCAGUCAGACAGGAGAAACGUAUGAACAAGGCCACAGAGGUGAUGAUGCAGUACGUGGAGAAUCUGAAGAGAACCUAUGAGAAGGACCACGCUGAGCUGAUGGAGUUCAAGAAGCUGGCCAACCAGAACUCUAGUCGCUGCUAUGGAGGAUCCAUAGACACUGGAGAUGAUGGAGUCCCACGGCCAUCCAGGUCUAUGUCCCUGACCCUGGGAAAGGCUUUGCCCAGGCGGAGGGUCAGUGUUGCGGUAGUCCCCAAAUUUAACCUCCUGAACAUCCCUGGUCAGACCCCGGUCAUGGCAGGACCCGGCCCCAGCGUUGCCAUGGGACCCAGCCCCCAACCCACCAUGGGCCAAGCACUUCCUGUCCUGUGUGAAGCCAACAGUAUGAAAAGCAACUUUCCCACUGAACCUACACAUCCAGCUAUAGCUGAGAGUGGAAAGAGUGUGGCAGAGCAGGAAGCUGAGCCAUCUGCCCCAGCCAAGCCCUCCGUCAACCUAGAGGAGAUCAGAUCAGAGAUCAAGGCAAAGAUCGAGGAGGAGGCCUACAAUAAAGGCUACCAAGAGGGACUGAAGAGAAGUAAAGAAGUCAAAGAGGUGGAGGAAGAGGAGGAGGAGGAGAAGGUAGAGGAAAAUCCAGAAAAGAAGGAUGAAAUAAAAGAGGUCAGCAGAAAAGAAAAGUUCAACAGUAAGGUUGAAGAGGUCCUAGUUGUUCUUGACCGACUUUGCCCCAAGAUUUUCCGCCGUAACCGACUUCUCUGGAUUGUUUUGACGUUGUUCCUGGUCACGUUUCUGGCCGUCAGUGUUUUCACAUACUUUAGUGAUCGCUAUAACAACCAUGGGGACAUGUCGGCAGAAAAAGCCAUGGUCCAGGGCAAGAAGAAGAUCUUUGGACUGAAUGUAGGAGUACAGCCAAAGAAUCCCACUCCAGAAUAACAAAGAGCCUGUCUCAUACUUCUUUCAGUCCAAAUACUCUUUUUUUCCAUGAUACAUCAAGAGCUGAACUUGAAUAUAGGGUUUUGAAGAUCUAGGGUUUGGGGGGGGUGUAUCUUUGGGAGCAUUUAUUUCGUUUUUUAUUGGUUUCAGAGGAUAAGUCUUCUAAUGAUCAUAAACGUUAUCAAGGCAUAUUUAUGUUGUGUUAGGAAAGCUGCCUGACUGUUUCUGAUGUUGAUAUAUGAUUGUUGCUUAGGGGGCCAAGUAUAAUAGUGUGAUGAAAUAUGUUCUUAUCUACAGUGAGAUCCAGGAUUUUGUAUUUGAAAUGAUACAAUGACUAUUAUGUGAAAAUGCAGACUGUCAGCUUUAAUAUGAGGGCCUUUCCAUCCAUAUCAGGUGAACUGAAUGACACAUUGAACAGAAUGAACAGGGAGGGUAGCAUUUUGGAGGGGAACAAAUCAUUAUUCCCAAUUCAUUCAUAAGUAUCAUGGUAGCAUCCACAUGAAUUUAAAUAGGGUUUAGAAACAGGUUCUAUUCUUAUUUACAAUAAAAGUGACUCCAAAAUACACAAUACAUUAUUUACCAUUCAUUUCUCUUUGGCACAAAAUAAUCUGACACACAAACUGCAAAUGCAUUCAACAAGUUUGUAUUCACGAGCUUGAUGUAAUCAUUGUGUGCUAUGAAUAUGGGACCAAAUACUACACAUAUACUACACUUAUGAAUAUGGGACCAAAUACUACACAUAUACUACACUUAUGAAUAUGGGACCAAAUACUACACAUAUACUACACUUAUGAAUAUGGGACCAAAUACCCUCAAACUAAAGCUGACAGUUUGCACUUUAUAGUCUUUAUCAUUUAAAAUCCAAAGUGCUGGAGUACAGAGACAAAUAUAUAUUUGUCAUUGUCCAAAUACUUUUGGACCUCACUGUAUAUAUUCACAACGUAUUGUUAUUAUUCCUUGUCCUACUCUGAAUGUCAUCCUGUAGGACUGAAUGUGGCCCCUUGGGCGAAAAUGGAUGAUUCAUGAUGAGUUCCCUAAGACAAAUGUCACAGUAGACAUUAGACUAACGUACAUUAAUCUACCACUCUGUUACUUUUAUGUUCAUUCUCUCAGGUCCAGUAAACGGACCUCCCCUGAAGAGAUUUACAGAGAUAUUUAAAGAGAUAUGUUUUUUAAUUCAACUUUUUUUUUUGUGUAAAAUAUCUAUAUUUGUGGAAUUUAAGCAGAUACUUUUUUGGAAAAUCUAUAAUACAAGCACAUUCCAAAGUAGUUCCUCAAGUGCAAUAUUUAGCAGCUGAUGGUUCUUGUUUGUAUGUGUUGUUCCUGUGUUGGUUUGCGUCCUCCGAGCACUGAAAGAUUUCCUUCAUGUACGAGAGCACUUUUAGACAGCAUGAGAAAUGUUUUAUCUUCUACGCACUUGUGUGCCAGGAUUUUCUGUUGUGUCAACUUCGCCUUGAAAUAAAGGUGCCUUAACUCCCAG
Molecule: messenger RNA, 5600 nt
Organism: Oncorhynchus mykiss (rainbow trout)
Lineage: Eukaryota; Metazoa; Chordata; Actinopteri; Salmoniformes; Salmonidae
Product: inositol 1,4,5-triphosphate receptor associated 1
Source: RefSeq, a predicted model, not a curated record